Molecule: messenger RNA, 1424 nt
Organism: Diachasmimorpha longicaudata
Lineage: Eukaryota; Metazoa; Arthropoda; Insecta; Hymenoptera; Braconidae
Product: melanoma-associated antigen B16
Exons: 5
Coding region: 258-983 (241 amino acids)
Cellular component (GO): nucleus
Source: RefSeq, a predicted model, not a curated record
UAUGGAAGCAAAAUCGUGUGAAGAGUUCAUUCGUAAACAACUGUAUUUACAAGAGUGGUUUCGAAUUAUACGCAAUUCUCAAAGCUUCCAGUGACUAAUUAUUUAUUUAAAAAAUUGUUUAUAAGUUGAAAGCACCAAACGCUAAUUAAAAACCGUGAGCAACUCGGUAAAUUAGUUUGAUUUGAUGUUGUGCCCUUGAAAAACUGGAGAAUUCCAACAUAACCUCAAUGAUUGCAGUGUAAACAGUCAAAAGCAAAAUGAAUGCGGCAAGAAAAUCUAAGAUUAGUAUUGAAAGAGAUAUUGAUAGGAUACUGAGGUAUGAGUCUCGACGCCGAGGAAGGGAUUUACCUGAGUACGAGGAAAAACAAGUUGUGGAAACGUUAUUAGAGUAUUUGGUAUCAGCAGCUAAAUCCAAAAGGUCCAUCAAGCAUACAGACAUCAAGUGCUAUGUGAUACCAGAUCAUGCCAAGUAUUACACUAAUCUCAUGAUGAAAACCAAAGCUAUUCUUCAUCAGGUGUUUGGGUAUAAGCUAGUAGGAGUCGGUGGACAGAAGUGGAUUAUUAUGAAUAUUCAUCGUCGUGAGGAAAUUACACUUGAAGGCGAGGAUGUUCCUGCACAGACUCUACUACUCCUUGUGCUGUCACAUAUUCGAACAAGUGGAGGAUCCUGUAAAGAAGUCAGUUUGAUUAACUUCCUGGCAACGUUCAAUAUUUGGCGAGACCACGGCAGCGUUCAUCCUUACUUUGGAAGUGUGGAGGAGUUAGUGCGAAAGACAUUUGUUGAACACUUUUAUUUGCUGCGAUCUAAAGCAGGAGAAAUCAACAAAGAAACCUAUGAAUAUGCUUGGGGUCCACGAGCAAUAGCGGAGUUUGAACCUGAAACUCUGAUGAAAUUUGUUAAAACGGUGAUCAGCAAUCUUCCCGCCACUAAUUGGACACCGCAGUCUCGAAAAGUCUAUGGUGUGGAAACUCCAGGAGCAUAAAUUCCACUAAACUGGAUAAAAACAUCUAAUCCAGAGUCUGAAGGCCUCAAUCUAAUUCUUGAGUAAACGAAGCCAUAGAAAAGCUGUGACCGAUAUUACAGUGUUAAAAACGUGUGGUUAUUGAUGCCUCCUGUCACUUUCUGCGCGUGACAUGAGACGAUAGGAAUAUUUAUUUAUUUUUCUUCUUAAUUCUUUCAUCGCAUUCGGCCUUAAGAAGACUAGCGAACAAUUCAAAUGCUCAAACAUCACGUGGGACUUUUUAUAAUUCAAUUGAAAAAAAAAUUCUAGGAAUUCUUGUUUCUUUUUAUUUUUUUAAGCGACCAAUUGAAUACAUUAAGCAAUAUCGGUGGAUAAUCUCCCAAUCACAGCAGAAACGGAGAUAUUGUGGUAUCAUAGAAUUUUUAUUAAAUAAAUUAAUGGAUUUAUUUCAACUGAAUAGAA